Molecule: messenger RNA, 3328 nt
Organism: Odontomachus brunneus
Lineage: Eukaryota; Metazoa; Arthropoda; Insecta; Hymenoptera; Formicidae
Product: thyrotropin-releasing hormone-degrading ectoenzyme-like
Exons: 12
Coding region: 135-2912 (925 amino acids)
Biological process (GO): proteolysis; peptide catabolic process
Cellular component (GO): cytoplasm
Molecular function (GO): peptide binding; metalloaminopeptidase activity; zinc ion binding
Source: RefSeq, a predicted model, not a curated record
GGUAGGGGACAUUUCUCACAUGUGACGAUGACGGUUUAGUGUUGUCGUCAGUGACAUUAUGUAUAAAUGUAACAUGAAAUACUGUUAUCGUUGUUAAUUUCGUGUGUUCCGUCGACAAGAUAUUUAGGGCAAAAAUGGGGACGAUAUAUUUUAAACUUUUCAUCGUCUUGAUGUUUGCCGUCGCAAUGAGUAAUUCUGGCAGGGAUAUACUAGAUUGCCCAAACAUAAUCGGUCCUUUAUCCCUACCUGAAAUAUCUCCAUUGAGAUAUAACAUUCGUCUCACAAUAAAGCCGCUCAUGAAAAUAAUAUUAGGUGAAGUCGAUAUCAUGUUUAACCUUAACGAUUCACCAUUACAGAAAUUCAGUCGCUCUCAAACUCCGCCAAAUAAGAAAUAUGAAAAAGGUCUGUACGGACUGAGUCUGUACGCCCGUGGAUUGAAACCGAACAUUAAACAAACAGUAAUUAGUAGGAUUAAUUCAACGAUGGGUAAACUAGUUAACAUAAAAACUUAUAAAUUGGCGAACUUUACAUAUUGCGAUGAAAUCCUGAAUCUGAUUUUUGAAGACAACCUACUAGACGGACGAUAUUCUUUACAUAUGAAAUACACCUCUAACUUACAUACAAAUGAAAAGAUAUUUUAUCCAUACAUUUGGACUGAGGAUGCGAAUAAGUGGUUGUUCACGAAUCUAUAUACGAGAAACGGGACACGAUCACUAUUCCCAUGCUGGGACGACCCGAUAUUAAAAACAACUUAUAACGUCUCAGUCAAAUAUCCUACAGAUUAUAUGGUUUUUUUCACUCAACCUGCACGAAGGAUAUCGUUUGAUGAAUUUGGCACGCAAUGGUCGCAUUAUGAAGAUUUUUCCUCGGUUCAAACUUAUUCCUUAGCUAUUGCGCUGGUUAAUGGUGUCACGAAGAGUUAUGAAAAGCAUGGUAUCCAUUAUAUGUGGAGCCAACCGAAAGUGAAGAAAGCAUUCACAUAUGCAUACCAAAUAGCAGAUCAAUCGAUGUCGUAUCUUAUACAGAAAUUUCAGAUGCAUAUAGAGAGUGAGUUUCAGAAGAUAGACCAUAUCAUACUUCCGAAUAGUCCUUUAAAGUCCAUGGGAGGAUUCGGACUCGCUAUUUACAGGGAAGAAGAUGUUACGUAUGAUAAAGAUACAGAUUUGCCAAGUCGAACAAUUGACAUUGCGAAAUUGAUAACAUAUGAAAUGGCACGUCAAAUAUUCGUUAAUUUAGUUGGUCGGCACAAACAAAAUGAACGGCUGAUAAACGAACUGCUGGCGUCAUUCUAUAGUUACUAUGCUGUAGACCAGAUGCGGAAAAACGAUAGAUUAAUGGAACUGUUUACGGUCCAAAUGAUGCAUCCAGCUAUAGAAACUGACAAUUUCGAGCAGCGUAAGGUUAUUAAAUGUGAAUCUAAGGACAGGACUGAAAUAGAUACACUAUUUUACUGUCUCAUGCAUCACAAGAAAGGAUUUAUUUUAUUUCGUAUGCUGCUCAACAUUUUCACUCCUGAAGUUUUUGAAGACAUCAUAAAGAAAUACGUAUGGACACGAAACGAGAAUUUAUGGGAUAUGAUGGACCUAAUGUCCCCUCCAGAAAAACAUGGAAAUUUAAAAAUAAAAGAGAUAAUAGAUUCAUGGUUAACACCAACUUAUCAUUAUGAAGUAUACGUACAAAUGUUUCGUAAACAAAAGUUAGCGAAGGUACAUUUUAAAACUGUUAGACCAGAGACGUUAGCCGACAAGGUGAAAGUACCUAUAACUGUUAUUCUGCAAUCAAAUCUCAAGUAUUAUAACAAUAGGUCCUACAAUAUGGCCAUGAAUACGCAUUGGAUGAAAUAUCCGUCUUCUAUAGAUACAUGGAUACCAGACAACGAUGAAUUUAUCCUACUCAACUUAGAACAACUUGCUUACGUUCGCGUUCAAUACCCAGUAGACAAUUGGAUCAAUAUUGCAAAUUACCUACAAUUAGGCAAUUAUACAUACAUUCCUCCUCUCAAUCGCGCUCAACUAAUCAAUGAUGCGUUUUAUCUUACGUUAAUUGGGGAACUCAAUGAGGGAGAUGUAUUCUUUAAUAUCAUUGCUUAUUUUAACAAUGAAGAGGAUUAUAUAGUGUGGUAUCCUAUGUUUAGAAUUAUGACGUAUACAUCGGAAUACAUUAAACUUUGGGAAGGCAGACGUUUGAAAGCACGCUAUCAAAGCAUAUUAGAAACUCUCCUUGAAAAAGUGGGAUACGAACUAAAGCCAGAGUAUGAUGGCAUGAGAAUGUCGUUAAUAUUAUUAGGACGGAAGUGGGCUUGUCAGGUUGGAAACAUUGUCUGUACAGACCUGGCAAGCGUUAGCUUGAUGGAAUAUAUGGAAAAUAAGACACUGAACAGAGUUCCGCGGAUAUCGAAACAAUGGGUACUUUGUUCAGGAUUGGUGGGAGUAAACCAGACCAUUUUCAACGAUGUUAUGGAAGCAGCUGUAAAAACUUACAGAAGUAUGGAGAUUUUGGAGUACUUGUCUUGUUCUGAGAAUCACGAAAUCAUCAUAAAUUAUUUGAAAUUGAUACUGCAACAGCAUUAUUUCGCGGACACAAUACAACCUAUGGGACAAAUAUUUCGUACCAUUAUAAAAAAGCAUGUGAAAAAUGAUUUUGUGUUACAUUUUGUGACUAAGAAUUAUAAUCAAAUAUUAGACAGAUUUCCAGUUGUUUUUCGUAGCGGCAUUUUAUUAAGUGAUAUGAUUAUGAAUAUAUAUAGGAGAGAACAGCUCGAAAGGAUCAAAGAUUUUGCAUACACAAAAUAUCAUUGGAAUUCAAACACUCUACAAGCUACCUCCUUUAACAAAUUGUUGUACUAUCGGGAAAAAUACAUAAGUAAAUUGGAAAACAAGUUUAAACCUUUUUUUAAUAUUUAUUAUUAUUAAAGAUACUGAUAUUUGAAGAAUUUAAUAAUUUGCCAAAUUAGCAACAGAAUUAACAUCAUCUGGAAUAAUUGAAAUAAUUUUCAUGACAAUUAUUAUCAUCGUGAGAGUUGCACGUUUAGGCUAGAACUUUUGGUAUUUCAUAACAUCGAGCAUUUAUUUAAAACAUACUCCUGAUAUUAAAGAAUGUAAAUUCUUGUACAACAUAAUAUAUAAAUAAUUACUCAUACUGCUAGCUGGUGUGUGUGUGGGGCAUUAUUAUUUAUGAAGAAGUAGGAGAAACUCUAUGAAGGAAACGAGAAUAGUUGUAAAGAAGAGACUGGUACAUAUGUACUUUAUAAUCUUAGAAUUAUACCUGUGUACUAUGUUAUAAUUUUUAUGUUAUUGUUAUUUAAUAAAUCAUACUAUUUCAUAAUUUC